Molecule: messenger RNA, 324 nt
Organism: Cryptosporidium muris RN66
Lineage: Eukaryota; Apicomplexa; Conoidasida; Eucoccidiorida; Cryptosporidiidae
Exons: 4
Coding region: 1-324 (107 amino acids)
Molecular function (GO): nucleic acid binding; zinc ion binding
Source: RefSeq, a predicted model, not a curated record
AUGGGUUUGGGACAAAAAAAAUCGAAAUCAAGAGGGAAAGUAAAAAAUAGAGCUAUCAGAAAGGUUGUAAAAACUAAAAGAAGGACAAAAGAUUUUGAUACAGUGAAAUCUGACUUUAUAAAAGGAGUGGACCUACUAAUAGAUACCGAUUUACCAGGAAAAGGACAAUACUACUGUAUUAGCUGUGCUCGUUACUUUAUUGACAAUAAUUCAUUAGAAAAUCAUAACAAAACAAAAAGUCACAAGAGAAGUUUGAAGAGAGUAAUUACUGAAGAACCAUGGACUGAAGAUAACUCUUUAUAUGCUGCAGAGAUGACAAAGUAG